GAUACGUUCCUCACAAAGAAAUCCCUAACCUGGAUGUCUGAUUGAGCCGCCAUUUGAAAGAAGCCCAAGGAGCGGGAGGAAACUUUGUACUUUUUUUUUUAAUUUAAAUUGAAAUAUAUUUUUAUUUUUUAGCAGCCAGACAGAAAGCUAUAUCUCUUUUUGAAUCUACCUCGCGCAGUUGAAAUGGAUGGAGACACCGGAGAGAAAGUCACAGAAACUACUAAAAUUUCCAAGGAUGAAUCAGAGAGAUCUACGACAGACUUCAAGUCCAGGGGCCGUGGGGCCAGAGGACGCUUUCGAGGGGGACGCAUGAACCGAGGCAUCAUGCGUGGUGGGCGGGGCGUGAUGAAGGCGUUCGGUCCACCGGGAUACAUGAGGGGUCGAGGGAAAGACGGAGCCAUGAAUGGAUUCGGGCCCAUGAGAGGAAUGGGGAGGAUGCGGCCUUACCCAGACCUCAGAGGCCACAGGGGUCGGGGGGGACCGAUGGGCAUGGGCCCUCCGCCGCCUCCCCCGCCUCCUCCCAUGCAUCUCAGAGGUCCGUUCCCCCCGAUGCCCAGGCACAGGCCCCCUCCCCCUCCCCCUCCAGGCCACCCUGCUUUCAGAGGGCGUCCGCCGCACCCCCAGGUCCGCGGCAUGCCGCCGCCCGGGCCUCCGCGCCACUUCCACCCCAGAGGGCCGAGAGGCUACCACAAUGGACCGGUCUCUCCUCCGCCUCACCCCCCACCUGGCAGGGGCCAGAGGUGGCCAGGCCCCCCUGGCGGCCGACGUUUUUAACACAGCCUGCCCUAAAAUCUAAAAGCAAGCGCUUCUUAACGUAGAAAGGGGGGCCGAGAGCGGCCCCCGCCCGCCCACUCCCGACUCUGUGCGACACAAAGUCUCCCUGAGAAUCUCUUGAGUAUCUAUGAAAUUCUCUGUGGCCAAAUGUUUUGGUGAUUGCUAUUGUUCCAGAAAUCAAGUCACUAAUGACAACCGAGGACACGUAAAACGAUGUUAAGGCAUUCUCACACUCUGUUACUGACAAACACUGUGCAGACCAUUUGACGUUGUUGGAAAGAAGUUGUUUAAAAAAAAAAAAGAAAUGCUGUGCUGGAAGGGAGGAAAAUUCAUGUUAAAGUUGAUCAAAUGUUUUGUGGUUCUCGUCUCGGUCACCCUGUGAAGCCUUAAGAAAUAUCCCCGAUUCCUAAUAAAGGUUUUAAAAA
Molecule: messenger RNA, 1199 nt
Organism: Salarias fasciatus (jewelled blenny)
Lineage: Eukaryota; Metazoa; Chordata; Actinopteri; Blenniiformes; Blenniidae
Product: cleavage and polyadenylation specificity factor subunit 6
Exons: 6
Coding region: 184-774 (196 amino acids)
Source: RefSeq, a predicted model, not a curated record